Amphimedon queenslandica is the source of this 3721-nucleotide messenger RNA. Its product is annotated as protein unc-13 homolog D-like. Bases 23 to 3607 code for a protein of 1194 amino acids. Gene Ontology annotation, cellular component: secretory vesicle. The record is from RefSeq and is a predicted model, not a curated record. The transcript is spliced from 31 exons. Lineage: Eukaryota; Metazoa; Porifera; Demospongiae; Haplosclerida; Niphatidae.
CUUCUUUCACAAAGUUCAAACAAUGUCUUUCAGCCAUACUAGACUUAAUUCAGCUUCAGAGUUAGUGCAACAGGCGCCCAAGGAGAUAUCUGGCCGCGUCUCUGAUUUGUAUGACGUUGUAAGUCAGGCGAUGGGGAAGGAGAAGGAGAAGGUGGCUCGAAAAAUGUCACAAAUCAAAGAAACUGUUGGGGACGGGGCCAGAGGGGCAGUCAAAAAGAUACCGUGGCAGGUUUCUGAAAAAGGAGGUGACGAACCACUCGUUAAGUUUAGAAUGGCAGCUAGAAAGACCCUCCGCCUCAGACAGCAGAGUAAACUGGACUUGAAUGAACAGAUUCAAAAGAUAAAAGAUGACGAUCUUCUUGGUAUUAGUGAAGAGAAGGAGCAAGAGCCUGAGACAGAACAUGAAGACGAAGCUACCUUAAUGAAGCAGGCACUUACUUGCACUGUUGACACUGAAUUUCAUAAUCUUACCGAUGAAAUUAGAAGAGAUGUUUGCAGCUCAACUCUGAGGCUCUUCCAUGAUGUAGAAUCACUUCACUCCAAGGAUGAGAACAAGCUAAUGCUUGAAUACAUAAGAAAGAUAUUUUCUGGCAUCCCCAAGGAAACUUUUGACUCGCUGAAUAGAGAAGCAAAACAACUAUCAGACAAGGAUAAAGUCCUCACACUGAAAUGCAAAGUCAUAAAAGCCAACAAUUUGCCAGCAAAGGAUUUUGGCGGGACUAGUGAUCCUUACUGUGUUGUUUCCAUUCUUAAUAAAGAGCAUAUUGAUACAAAAUUGGUUCGUUUUGAUAACAUUAAAGAAUGGAAGGAGGAAGGAUUGAUCGCUCAGACUUGGCAGUCCAGCAUAAAAAUGAAAACGCUCAAUCCAGAUUGGAACGAGACAUUUGAAAUGCCCAUCUCUGACCCACAGAGUCAGUAUCUUGCUAUAGAGCUGUGGGAUUCUGAUAAAGAUCAGAAAGGACUAGCAAAGUUCAUCCAUAAAAAAGAUGAUUUCCUUGGACGUGUUUUCUAUUUACUACAACAUGUCCCUGUGAGUGGAGAGGAGAAGACGCUUGAGUUGAAGUCUCAUUCAACAAAGUCCUCAAGAGGAAUGCUGACAAUAUUUAUGGACAUUGUAGGGAAAAAGGUUGACAGAGAGCCAGAGGAAGGUUACCUAAGUCACAAGCAGCUAUUAGAAUGUGUCAUUAGCUAUGAGAGCAAAACUGAGGACGGUCAUUCAACUCAUUGGGUAUCUGAAUUGCCCGAAGAAGCCGAGAAACUAUUAAUACAGCACGCUUCACUCUACCGUAUCUCUCAAUUGCAGCACGCAGCAAUUCGGCUCAAUAUUCUAUUGAACUAUCACAGAGUCCAUGCCAUCGCAAUGCAUUCGUUGAGUAACAUACUUCACACGAUACAGCAUCACGAGUCUGAAGUACUCCCGACCCACAAGAACUCAUCUACCAAAGACUCCACCCCAUUUUGGGUGAAUCAGCUUGUGAAGGAUCUUGAAGAGCUCAGGGUGUACAUUACGGACAUUAUGAAGCGUCACUUGGAUAUAUUUAACAAUUUUAAAUCAGUUGAGAGCAUUUCUCUUCUCAAAGACCACAUCAUAGUAUUGCACGAUUUGUAUCAGAUUAGACUUUUAAAAUCUAAACUGUCGGCAGAACAGCUGGACCUGAGAGCAGUGCUAACUAAUGCUAUUCAGUCUGCUGUGCCUUCUUGGAUGAAUCUUUUAAUUGCCAAUAUGAUGCCUAGUCACAGUUCUUCUGAAGACAAGCUGAUUCUUUUCAAAGGAUUUUGUUCUCACUGUCAAAGGCAGUGCCAGAGAUCACUGGAAAGAGUCCAUCCAGUUUUUAUGGAGGUUGGCGUGGACUAUUUUUCUCCUUUCUUUGUCAGUGUGGAUAAAAUUAUUCACGGUGAGGCAAUGAACUGCUUGGAGAACAGAGGAUCAACUAAGAAUGGCUUGAUGACUUAUGAGAUCUACAAGACCAUACAGGAAAUAGCUGCUUAUUCAAAUAAAAUUGAUCCUGAGUUCUUGAAGAGCCAGCGUGUGGAACUUUCAAUCACCAGUUUCCAAGAUUGGUUUAAAGGCUGCGUACCUGAUUGGGUCGAUGUUGCUCAAACUCGAGUGAAGGAAAGACUGAAGAGAGCCGUUGAAUUGGACACCAUUGUGAAAACUAGUGACAAUGCUCCUUUCUCUUCCUCUGCUGUAGACACUCAUGCUUUCUUUCUUCAAGUUAUCACUUUUUGGAAGCAGCUCAAAUGGCCAGAUAGAGGGCAGUCGCUGGGUUACUUUAUAAAUAUUGUGCAGUGUCUCUGUGAAAUGACAGCCUAUUAUAGUGACAGGAUUGUUGCCAAAACUAAAGAUGAGUCAUAUACUGACAGUGAAGGUCGCUUUGUUGUUACUGAUAAGCUUUGUGUAGCACUUAAUAAUAUUCAUCACGUGAGUCACGUUUUAAUGAACAUCAGAGCCGAAUUGGAUCUUGAGACAUAUUACAAGUGGCUUGACGAAGAGAAGCAGCACGAUGGCCUCCCAUUGAGUCAAAGGGCAGACACUAUUAUAAAUGAUCUACUUGAAAGCGCCAACGAAGACGUCUUGAAUAAGAUUGACAAAGUCAUAACUGUUGUGAAAACUCAGCUGUCACCUUCCGUGUUAGAAUUUAUUCCAAAUAUACUUGAUGCUCCUUCAAGUUCUCCAACUGAUAAAGUUGUGGAGCCAUUGAUAGAGUAUAUUACUGGUAAUGUUGGGAAAUUAGGAGAGUCACUUUUGACACCAUUAUUCCUCAAUAUUCUACGUCACUUGUGGGUUCAGAUUGUCCAGGCUCUUAGGAACACUUACGAUAAGAUACCUCACUCGUCAGCCAAUCCACUUCAUGUUCGAUUGAACCUCGUCCUCCUAGACCUCUCUGAUUUUUUUGAAGCAGACGGGAAAGGGCUGAGCAGACGUUUUAUUGAGUCUGAGUACUAUAUGGAACUAAGGGAUAGCUUAUUUUAUGCCAUACAACCAACUGAAGAUGUUGUGAAAAGAUUCUGUUAUGAUGUAGUGAGGCAACAGGCUUUUGCUAAAAAUGAAUUUGGGCAGCUUCAUAUCAGCCACUUAUACAAUCAAAAUAAGAAAACCCUCUCGGUUGAAAUAAUAUCUGGAGAAAAGUUACCGGCACUGGAUCGAAGUGGAAAAAGUGAUCCUUUUGUUCAAGUACACUUGCUCCCAGCGUUUGUUUUCCCGGAGGCAAAUGAGAAAAUACACAAAACAUCAACAAAAAAGCAAACACUUGAUCCAAUUUUCAACGAGACAAUCAAAUUGCAUGCCAAGCCUGAGCAACUUUCAAAAGAUGGUUCCAUACUUUUGCUGGCUAUUUUUGACCACGACACUUUUGGAAGCAAUGAUUUUGCCGGCCUCUGUGCCGUGCCUUGUACUUCAAUACCAAAAGAGGGGACAGAGCCGAAAAUUGAGCACCUUCACCUUUUUCACUACGAGAAAACAGAUGCUUUUAAAGAGCUGGAGCUGAGACAUACUGAUUCGAUGGCACAAGACUUUCUCAAGCACAUGAAGAAGUUUGAAUUUGAUGGGGAGACACAAGCUGGUCAUCCUUUCCAUAAACUGUUGCACUUUACUGAUAAAAAGUAAAAGUACUGAUAUUUUUAUGCUUUGAAGCCACUAUAUGUUGUAUCUUCUUUAAAUUAAAUUGUUUUCAUAUUAUAUCAAGUAGUUUAUAGUUGCAAAGAAAAAUUUUGAAAGCUA